Ilex paraguariensis (yerba mate) is the source of this 3822-nucleotide messenger RNA. The record is from the annotation of a GenBank genome assembly. NCBI's taxonomy places the organism in Eukaryota, Viridiplantae, Streptophyta, Magnoliopsida, Aquifoliales, Aquifoliaceae.
AUGCCGCUUUUCGUGACGGAGGAGGAGUUUGAAAGGUGUUCGCACGACGCGUCUCUGGUGGCUGAGAGGGCCGAUGCAUUCAUUAGAGAACUCUACAGCCAACUCGAGACCGUCAAGGCUCAGGCAGAUGCGGCCUCCAUCACCGCCGAGCAGACCUGCUCUCUCCUCGAGCAGAAGUACGUCUCCCUCUCCUCCGAAUUCUCCAACCUCCAAUCCCAACACUCGCAACUCAACUCGACCCUCGACCAACGUCUCUCCGAGCUCGCUCAACUUCAAUCAGACAAGCAUCAACUCCAUCUCCAAUCCAUGGGGAAAGAUGGAGAGGUGGAGCGGUUGUCCACGGAAGCUUCAGAGCUUCAUAAAUCCAAGAGGCAAUUGAUCGAAUUGUUGGAACAGAAGGAUUUAGAGAUUAGUGAGAAAAACGCUACCAUCAAGAGCUACCUUGACAAGAUUGUUAACUUGACUGAUAGCUCUUCUUUGAGAGAGGCACGACUGAGCAAUGUUGAGUCAGAGUUGGCACGUUGUCAUGCUUCCUGUGCCCGUCUUUCCCAGGAGAAAGAACUCAUUGAGAGGCAUAAUGUUUGGCUUAAUGACGAGCUAACAGCCAAAGUUAACAGUCUCAUUGAGCUGCGUAAAAACCACAGUGAACUUGAGGCAGAUAUGUCUGCCAAGCUUGUAGAUGUUGAAAGGAAGCUCGAUGAAAGUUCUAGUUCUUUGAAAUGGAACAAAGAUAGAGUAAGGGAGUUGGAGUUGAAGCUAACAUCUUUACAGGAGGAGUUCUGCUCAUCUAAGGAUGCAGCUGCAGUCACUGAAGAGCACUUUUCUGCCGAAAUCUCAACGGUAACGAAGCUCGUUGAGCUAUAUAAAGAGAGUUCGGAUGAAUGGUCUAAAAAGGCAGGAGAGCUUGAGGGUGUGAUCAAGGCAUUGGAGACACAUUUGAGUCAAGUUGAAAAUGAUUAUAAAGAGAGGCUCGAAAAGGAAAUAUCUGCAAGAAAGGGAAUUGAAAAGGAAGCCGCAGGCUUGAAAGAGAAACUGGGAAAAUGUGAAGCAGAGUUGGAAAGUAGUAGAAAAGCUAUAGAACUGAAUCCUCUUCCUCUGAGUAGCUUCACUACAGAAACUUGGCUGGGCUCAGCAGGGGCAGAUGAUAUUGAAGAUAAUCGCCUUAUUGCCCCCAAUAUUCCAAUUGGUGUUUCUGGAACUGCGUUAGCAGCUUCGCUCCUUCGGGAUGGUUGGAGUCUAGGUAAAAUGUACGCCAAGUACCAAGAAGCUGUAGAUGCGCUGCGCCAUGAGCAAUUGGGAAGAAAGCAAUCCCAAACAAUUUUGGAGAGGGUCCUAUAUGAGAUAGAAGAGAAAGCUGGAGUCAUCUUGGACGAGCGAGCGGAACAUGAGAAAUUGGUCGAGGCAUACUCGGUGGUUAACCAAAAACUGCAAUAUUUUCUUUCCGAACAGGAUACUUGGCAGAAAACCAUCCAGGAAUUACAGGCUGGCUUGAGGAGGCAUGAACGUGACUAUAAUGCAGCUCAAAAGGAGAUUGAUGACCUCCAGAAACAGGUUACGGUUCUCCUCAAGGAGUGCCGUGACAUGCAACUACGCUGUGGUUCGGCAAGUCAUGAUCAGGGGAACAAUGGUAUGACCACUUCUGUCGUUGUGUUGAAUGCUGAGUCCAGUGCUGAAAAAGUUAUUUCCGAGCGGCUGUUGACCUUUAAGGAUAUAAAUGGAUUAGUUGAGCAGAAUGUUCAGCUUCGAAGCCUUGUACGCAGCCUUUCUAGUCAGAUUGAGAAUAAAGAAAUGGAGUUGAAGGAGAAGUUUGAACAGGAGCUCCAAAUAUAUAGGGAUGAUGCGGCCUCUAAAGUCAAUGCAGUAUUAUCGAGAGCAGAAGAGCAAGGCCAUAUGAUUGAAUCACUUCAUUCAUCUGUGGCAAUGUACAAAAAGUUAUAUGAAGAGAAGCAUAAACUUCAUUCUUCCUCCUCUCUCCAACAAGAUGCAGUUCCAGAUGAUAGGAGGAAGGACAUCAUGCUUCUGCUCGAAGGUUCUCAGGAAGCUACAAGAAAAACCCAGGAACAGGCCCUAGAGCGUGUGAAAUGUCUUGAAGAAGAAAUGGCAAAAUCAAGAAGUGAGAUGAAAUCCUUGCGAUCAGAGCGUGACAAGUUGGCACUGGAAGCGAAUUUUGCGCAAGAAAAACUUGUUAGAUUCAUGAAAGAAUUCGAACAUCAGAGAGACGAAACCAAUGCCGUCAUAGCAAGAAAUGUUGAAUUCUCACAGUUAGUAGUUGACUACCAGCAAAAGCUGCGUGGAGGUUCUGAUUCUUUGCAAGCUGCAGAGGAGCUUUCACGAAAGUUGACUAUGGAGGUCUCUGUUUUAAAGCAUGAAAAGGAGCUGUUGCGAAAUUCUGAAAAGAGAGCUUGCGACGAAGUUUGUAGUUUAUCAGAGAGGGUUCAUCGUUUGCAGGCUAGUUUGGACACUAUUCAGAGUGCUGAGGAAGUUCGUGAGGAGGCCAGAGGCAUAGAAAGGAGAAAACAGGAGGAGUAUAUUAAAAAAAUUGAGAGAGAGUGGGCGGAGGCUAAGAAAGAGCUCAUAGAAGAGCGUGAUAAUGUUCGUACUCUCACACGUGAGCGAGAAAAUGCUAUGAUGAAUGCCAUGAGACAAGUUGAAGGAAUGGGAAAAGAAUUAGCUAAUGCUUUGCAUGCUGUAGCUGCGGCUGAGGCUAGAGCUGCUGUUGCUGAGGAUCGGUGUUCUGAUUUGGAGAAGAAAAUCAGAUUUUCAGAAACCAAGGUCUCUGAGAAAGAGGGUGAACUUGUACCUUCCUCCUCUUCAUUUGAUGAGGUUUUUGUGGACCUGCAUACCGCCAAAGAAGAGAUUCAAAGACUGAGAGAGGAAGCACAAGUUAAUAAGGAUCACAUGUUGCAGUAUAAAAGCAUAACACAGGUGAAUGAAGCUGCAUUGAAAGAGAUGGAAGUUGCUCAUGAAAACUUCAAAGUUGAGGCGGAUAAAGUGAAGAAAUCUCUUGGAGCAGAAGUGUCAUCGCUCCAAGAGCAGGUUAUUCAACUUGAAGUUGAGUGUAGUUUGAAGAACAACGAAGCUGCAUCUGCAGCUGCAAGGCAAGAAGAGGCUUUAGCUUCUGCUUUUUCAGAAAUUGCCCGUCUAAGGGAAGAAACUGCUGUUAAAAUGUCCCAAAUUGUGGUGAUGGAAACACAAAUUUCUGCUUUGAAAGAUGAUUUGGAGACAGAGCAUCAAAGAUGGCGUACCUCUCAAGCCAAUUAUGAAAGACAGGUUAUACUACAGUCGGAGACAAUCCAAGAGUUGACAAAAACAUCGCAAGCGUUGGCUUCGCUGCAGGAGGAAGCAUCUAAGCUUCGUAAAUCAGCGGACACUCUGAAAAUUCAAAAUGAUGAACUAAAGGUCAACUUUGAAGCUGAGAAAUUCAUGCUUGAAGAAUCAAAGAAUAAAGCAGAGAACAAGUAUAAGGAUAUUAACGAGCAGAACUUGAUAUUGCACAGUCGGCUGGAGGCUCUUCACAUCAAAUUGGCUGAGAAGGACCGUGGUUCUUCUGGAAUUUUUGGUCAAGAUUCAAUACAUGACGCUGGAUUACAAAACGUUGUAAACUAUCUCCGGCGGUCGAAGGAAAUUGCAGAGACAGAGAUUUGUUUGUUAAAACAGGAAAAGCUUCGGUUGCAAUCACAGCUUGAGAAUGCUUUUAAGGCUGCAGAGAUAGCCCAAGCAUCACUUCAUGCCGAGCGAGCAAAUUCGAGAACAUUGUUGUUCACAGAGGAAGAGUUCAAAAGUCUACAACUUCAGGAUUCUAAGAAACAUGGAAACUACUAG